Messenger RNA from Fusarium oxysporum Fo47, 795 nucleotides. RefSeq lists its product as uncharacterized. The transcript has 2 exons. The record is from RefSeq and is a predicted model, not a curated record. Bases 82 to 606 code for a protein of 174 amino acids. NCBI's taxonomy places the organism in Eukaryota, Fungi, Ascomycota, Sordariomycetes, Hypocreales, Nectriaceae.
CUUCUGUGAUCAUACACAAAGAUCCUACAAAGGCUUAAUUGAACACCCAUAUUCAAACACUUCUCCAACAACACAAUCAUCAUGUCUAUGAACCCCGAGUCUGCUACUCCCCAACAGGGUGAGUUCCGAAGCAAGGUCGCUCCCUCUGAGCCCCUCACAACCAAGGGCCACAAGCCCGGAGUUCUCGUUGGCAACGACGCUGUCCCCGAGUUCCACGCCGAGCAACAUCCCGCCGGCACAGCUCCCCAAGAGAACACCUUCCAGCCCAACCCCGAGACCGAAAUCCCCGCCCAAGCCCCCGGUGCCUCGGGCGCCGUAUCUGCCUCCGCGACUCUUGGGGGUGCCACGUCCGCUGAUGUGCACACCGGUCUAGGAAAGCCUGCCGCUGGGCAGACUAGCCAGGAGCUUCACGGUCGGGAGAAGAAGGAUCGUUCUGGUCUUACGGGUGUUGGUGCGAACCCCUCUGACCCUAUCCAUGAUAUGGGUGCGGACCGGGAUCAUCCUACGAACUAUCGUGGAAAGGGUGGUGAGAACGCGGUGGAUUAUCCGGGUGCGGAGGAUAGAGAGCCUGUUAAGGCUGAGCAGGUUGCGAGUGAGCGCGCUUAGAUGUCUGCUGUGCGGAUGGGAUGGAGCGAUGUGUAUUAUCAGCCAUGAUGGCUUAAUGAGUUAAUGUCAAUGAUAUGAACCAACGACAUGUAUCGGUCGUUCCAUGUGAUAUGCAAUGUGAGGUCAAUGGACGGUAGAGGUAUACUGUGGUAGGAUCGGUUGAGGUUCACCCAAGACCCAACGGCAAUG